GUCACGCGCCGGCCGGCGGGGUUCAGCCUGUUGCUGAUGCUGCGGCGCUGUAUUCACCAUGGGGCUGGCGUGUCGAGUCUGUCCUGUCCGACUGUGGCUGCUGCUGCUGUCGCUCCUGCUGGGCCUCGGCGCAGUUUCAGGAGCUGCCAUCGACUGGCCCGCACAAGAAGGCAAGGAAGCAUGGGAUUAUGUGACCGUCCGAAAAGAUGCCCACAUGUUCUGGUGGCUCUAUUAUGCCACCAACCCUUGCAAGAACUUUUCAGAACUGCCCCUGGUCAUGUGGCUUCAGGGUGGUCCAGGCGGUUCCAGCACUGGAUUUGGAAACUUUGAGGAAAUCGGGCCUCUGGACACCCAUCUCAAGCCACGGAAUACCACCUGGCUGCAGUCGGCCAGCCUCCUGUUUGUGGAUAACCCUGUGGGCACUGGCUUCAGUUACGUGAACACUACCGAUGCCUAUGCAAAGGAUCUGGACACGGUGGCUUCAGACAUGAUGGUUCUCCUGAAAUCCUUCUUUGAUUGCCAUAAAGAAUUCCAGACGGUUCCGUUCUACAUUUUCUCAGAAUCCUACGGAGGGAAAAUGGCUGCUGGCAUCAGUCUAGAACUUCACAAGGCUAUUCAGCAAGGGACCAUCAAGUGCAACUUUUCUGGGGUUGCCUUGGGUGACUCUUGGAUUUCCCCUGUGGAUUCAGUGCUGUCCUGGGGACCUUACCUGUACAGCAUGUCUCUCCUUGACGACCAAGGCUUGGCCGAGGUGUCCGAAGUUGCAGAGCAAGUCCUCGAUGCUAUAAACAAGGGCUUCUACAAGGAGGCCACUCAGCUGUGGGGGAAAGCAGAGACGGUCAUUGAAAAGAAUACAGACGGGGUAAACUUCUAUAACAUCUUAACUAAAAGCACUCCCGAGACCUCUAUGGAAUCGAGCCUUGAAUUCCUCCGAAGCCCCUUAGUUCGUCUUUGUCAGCGCCACGUGAGACACCUCCAAGGAGACACCUUAAGUCAACUCAUGAAUGGCCCCAUCAGAAAGAAGCUCAAGAUUAUCCCUGAGGAUUGCUCCUGGGGAGCCCAGUCAUCUUACGUCUUCAUAAGCAUGGAAGGGGACUUCAUGAAGCCUGUCAUCCACAUUGUGGAUGAGUUGUUGGAAGCUGGGGUCAAUGUGAUUGUGUAUAAUGGACAGCUGGAUCUCAUUGUGGACACCAUGGGUCAGGAGGCCUGGCUGCGGAAGCUGAAGUGGCCACAUCUGUCCAAAUUCAACCAGCUGAAAUGGAAGGCCCUGUACAGCAAUCCUGAGUCUCUGGAAACAUCUGCGUUCGUCAAGUCCUAUAAGAACCUCGCCUUCUACUGGAUCCUAAGGGCGGGUCACAUGGUUCCUGCAGACCAAGGGGCCAUGGCUCUGAAGAUGCUGAGGCUGGUAACUCAGCAAGAGUAGCAUGGCCGAGCUGAGCGGAGCUGGCUGGGCCUGCAGACCCUGGAGCAGAGCCAAGGAUGGAGGUGCUAAUGUCACAGGCUCUUCCCUGGCUGUCCUGUGGGAUGUGACUAUGGGGGCUCCUGCCAUCUCCUUCCUAUACACUGGAAGACCGUGGCUUCUGUGACAACUUAGAAAUCAGUUCUGCUUUGUAAAGAGCAUUCAAAACCAUACUCAUUUAAUCAAAAUGAAGGACUGUAAUGGACAGACCUCUUAAUACCAAAACAAAUGAUAACACAUGCAACUUCCAGCACUUGGGAGGUAGAAGCAAGAAGAUCAGAAGUUCAAGAUCACCCUCAGCUAGGCUGCAAGUUCAAAGCCAGCCUGCACUAGAUGGGAGUGACAUAUCGAGAACAAUAAACACCCACUGAGCUGCCCACUCAGUGUCCAUGCCUAUAGGUCUUUUGUUUGCUACAUAUACCUAUAUAUUUUUACAAAGAUGGAAUCCAUACCGUAUGCUAUUUUGCUUUCUAUUUUGUUCACAUAUCAACAGGACCUGCACUACUUUUCCUGUCAAUAAAUGUGCUGUGAUGUUUUUAAA
This is a messenger RNA of Myodes glareolus (Bank vole), 2000 nucleotides long. RefSeq names its product serine carboxypeptidase 1 (gene Scpep1). Gene Ontology annotation, biological process: proteolysis. The record is from RefSeq and is a predicted model, not a curated record. Gene Ontology annotation, molecular function: serine-type carboxypeptidase activity. Lineage: Eukaryota; Metazoa; Chordata; Mammalia; Rodentia; Cricetidae.